GACCAGAGACAGGUAUUGUUAUUUGCUCGAUGUUUUGACUUCAAAAAAUUCGAAAUUGACAAUAACUUAGGUUACCAAAUUAUAUAAUUAAUAUUUAAGUUAAAAUGAUACAUAAAUGGUUUCAUAAAUUUGUCCGACGAACCACAAAGCCGAUUCCAGAAGAUCAGGCACUUUUAUGGAAACGUCGUCUCAGCUUAGCUUACGGAUUUGUUGCGUGGAAUGCAUUUGGUUUGCUUCUUUUCGCCAUUUAUCAAGGCAAAGCGGAUUGGGCACAUUAUUAUGGUCUGAAAUCAGACGAAGAGCAAUCCAUGCCACCAGCGAGAGCGUGGGCGAAUACCUUGGGUAUAAAGAAUGCCAAAGUUUACAGAAUAUCUGGAUUCAAGAAAGUGGACGAGUAUGACAUAGUGGACGGAAAAGAAGUGAGACAAAAGAAACCCAUAGUAGAUAGUGAGGAAUUAGAAGAAUAAUAAACAGAAUAAUGUUACAAAAGCAAAUGUUACACUUGCUUUGCAAGUAUUGUAAUUUUUAAGCAUAAGAAAAAACGUUUGCUACACAUCCACAAUUUUUUUUAAAGAAUGUGUCCAAGAGCAAAAAUAUAGUCAAUAAAUUAUUACAAUAAU
This is a messenger RNA of Papilio xuthus (Asian swallowtail), 620 nucleotides long. RefSeq lists its product as uncharacterized. The transcript has 2 exons. The record is from RefSeq and is a predicted model, not a curated record. The coding region runs from base 105 to 467 and encodes 120 amino acids. NCBI's taxonomy places the organism in Eukaryota, Metazoa, Arthropoda, Insecta, Lepidoptera, Papilionidae.